This is a messenger RNA of Syngnathoides biaculeatus (alligator pipefish), 1702 nucleotides long. It is a transcript of the gene tmem45a, whose product is annotated as transmembrane protein 45a. Lineage: Eukaryota; Metazoa; Chordata; Actinopteri; Syngnathiformes; Syngnathidae. The record is from RefSeq and is a predicted model, not a curated record. The coding region runs from base 365 to 1198 and encodes 277 amino acids. The transcript is spliced from 6 exons.
UCUACUCGGCAGUCGAAAACCGGAAUCUCUUUUUUUUUUCUUGCCUCUAAGCAGGCGGAGAAAAAGUGCACACGUGGAAACUCAAGAUUGAUGUGCGUUUCAGCCAAUGGCAGUUCGAAAUUGUGACGUCGGUGACGGCUACCGACCAAUGGCAGCUCUCGGGGAGAAAAUGGGGAAAAAGAUGUUGUGAACGGGUCGGAGCCGAAGAGGAUUUUUUUUUUUUACACUAAAAGGGUUGAUGUGUACUUCGAUGAAAACAGUUGGACAAAUGAUGUAAAAUUGAAAAUGUUUUCAUUUUUAACUUUACUAACUUUUUAUUUUUGAAACAUCCCGAGACAAAGCUGCUCAGGGCCGGUUUAGCGCCAUGGGAAGCUUCAAGGGCCACGCGCUUCCCGGGAGCUUCUUCCUGCUGGGCGGCCUCUGGUGGACGGCCAAGUACUCGCUGUGGCACGCCAUCCGCCGGAACAAAAGCAUCGGCUCCACCCGGCUGAGCGGCAGAGCGGCACACCGCCGCCUGGAGGUCGUCGAGAGCACGCUUGUCCUCUUUUUCUCGUUAGCGGGGAUGCUCGCCGAGCAGUUCUUAAACGACGGGCCGCGACUCAGGCUGUACGACUUUGCGGAGAACCAGUGGAAAGACCUGAUGAACUGGCAACACGCCACCAUGUAUCUCUUCUUCGGCCUGGCGGGAUGCGUGUCCUUGAUCGUGCACACCACGGAGGCCGCCCCCCUCGCCCUGGACAGGGUGUUGAUGGCUGUCGCCUUCUUUAACGAGGGAUUCCUGUUCCUGUACCACCUCCACGGCCGGACCAUGCUGGACGUGCACUUGCAUAUCCUCCUGCUCUACGCUGUCUUCGGGGGGGCCCUGGUGGCCUUCCUGGAACUUUUCCACAGGGGCAACAUCCUCCUGGAGCUGCUACGCUGUGCCCUGACUAUGCUGCAGGGGAGCUGGUUCUGGCAGAUCGGCUACGUGCUGUACCCUCCCAGCGGUGCCCCGUGGGACCCCAAGGACCACGACAACGUGAUGUUCAUCACCAUGUGCUACUCGUGGCACAUGGCCUUCGCCAUGCUGGCCGUCGGCCUGCUCUACUGCCUGGUCAGCUGUGCGGUGCGCUCCCGACUUAAGAAGACCCCCGCGGUGGAAAUGGGCCUGCUCAAGCGCGGCGACAAGGACCCCGAGUCGGAGGACGAGGCGGUGUGAAGCGGACGCUUCUCCACCGCGCUGCUCAUCAUUCAAAAUCAGGGAUAGGACGUUUGAGGCGCGAGCAGUCUCGUGGCUGUGGCGGAUUUUUCCGAGCGGCGCCCUUCUUUGCCAAGCUGUCCGAUUUCUCAUUUGAUGUCAUUACGCGCUAAUAUUUUUGCUCUUGGACAAGCAACAACGCAUCUAUUUAUGUAGCAACAGAAGUGUUAAGAAAUAAUAACAGUAUUUAAUGGUGACAUGCACUUUAUCGCAGUCUCUUGAUGUUUGUUGGGUUAUUGUACGACACUAAUAAAAGAUAUGUCACGUCGAAAUCAAACGGCGGGAGCGUAUUCGUGCAGUGGAGGAUGUACUAAAAAUGUACACUCCACGUGCUUCAUUUUUUCCCCUUAUUUUCUCUCAAAUAUUAUCCACACAAAUAUUAUGCCCUUAGUAUUUGACUCCUGCAACGCGGACAAUUUCGGCAAACCAAAUUUCUCAAAACGAGAUCUGUUCUCGACAAACCAC